Molecule: messenger RNA, 4576 nt
Organism: Rhopalosiphum padi (bird cherry-oat aphid)
Lineage: Eukaryota; Metazoa; Arthropoda; Insecta; Hemiptera; Aphididae
Exons: 6
Coding region: 313-2220 (635 amino acids)
Cellular component (GO): membrane
Molecular function (GO): ligand-gated monoatomic ion channel activity
Source: RefSeq, a predicted model, not a curated record
AAAUAAUAAAUUUAAAUUUAUUUUAGCUUUAGUUUUUCUAGAUUUUUUUGUUCAUUUUUCAAUGUCAUCUCUCAUUCUCUCACUAUCUUUUAAGGCAUUAGUCUUCCCGCUAUAAUAAUAAUAUAUGUUAUUAAUUAUAACUUUAACGUUUUAAUUAUAUAAUUAUUGACGAUAAAACUACUAUUGAAUUAGUAAUAAUAUAUUUAAUGUAAAUUACAACUAAUCUAUAAAAACAAAUUUGCUCAAGUUUACGUAAAAUUGACCGACAUUUUUUACGGCAAUACUUUUAUUGCUGGAUAUUUACAGACUACAAUGCGACGGUUGACGACGUUUACCGUCACUGUGUUGGUCGGAAUUCUGGUGUCUGCUACAGGACGCCUGGCUCCAUACGCUCCGGACUGGCCACACCGGUUGACCGCGGCUACGUUGACGGCGUACGUGAAUAAAACGUUCGGACCGUUGCAGCGGUGCUUGAAAGUGGCCGCCGACGACACCGCCGAGGCGGCCGCCAUAGUGGCCAUGCUCUACUCGCAGCGGGACAGCGACGGUGCGGGCGGACAUCCGUCCGACGUGCAGAACGUCCCCGCUAGGACGAUCGCGUUGGUCGCGUCCGGUAACAUUACGGUGUUCUGUUCUGCCUACGUGGUUGUCGGACGUCAUCUGGAAACGAUCGAUAAGUAUUUCGAGUAUUUCAAGAGUGAUGCGGCCGAGAGGAUGUUGGUGGUCGUCGUACAGGAUAGAAAGUACAUUAAGCCGUUUAUCAAAUAUUCACCCUCAUACUUCAAUUAUAAAGAUGUUAUACUUAUAAAUGUAUAUCCACAAAAAGAAUCAGUGUAUCAAAUGAGCAUAUACUUCAAGAAAUUCGUUCCUAUUUCCAAACAACAUGACCAAUGGUUUAGACAUGACUUGCAAGGAAAACAAAAAGUAAAAAACUUUCAUAAUACCCGAAUUAAGUUAUUGGCUUACAACAAUUCAUUUUUUAGUAGUGUGAUAAAAGAAAAUGGAACAGGAAAAAUAAGCUUAUCGUAUGGUGUCGAAUGUAGUAUAUUUAAAGAAAUCGCUACAAGAUUGAACGUCACAUGGGAUACAUACACGUCUGAUGACAAAGAUAAAUGGGGGACUGUAUGGUCGAACAACACAAUAACCGGUGGUGCACUCAAAUGGCUAUACACUAAAAAAGUUGAUGUGUCAUUUUGUUCGCUUUGGACUGAUCAUAUAAAAUCAAAGUUCGUGGACAUGUCUAAAUUUUGGACAUUAACGUGUUUAAAGUUUUUGGUCCCCAAGCCCCGGCCGCUGCGAGAAAAAUGGGACUUGCUGUUUAAACCGUUUCCGUUAAGUUUAUGGUUAUUAGUUUUAUUUUCUGCGACAUUGACAACAUUUACAGUAUGGAUAUUGGCUUGCGUUCAAAAAAAAAUUGGCUAUGAAAAUAUUAAUGUAUUUACUUCGAUAUCAGCAACCAUUUUUUGGAUUAUCGGAAUGAUGUUAUUGACGAACAACCCACGUACUUAUCGAAUGGGACCUAUUAGACAUUUGAUCAAUUGGUGGUGUAUAUUUAUAUUCAUCAUGUCUACUUCGUUUUCCAGCAUUCUCUAUUCAUUCAUCACAUCAUUCGAGUACACAGACAUUGUUUUGGAAGUUGAAGACAUGGUGAAAGCAAAUUACCAUUGGGGCCUUACGUACCCUCCUCCUUAUAAGUAUAUACUUAAAAUGCAGAAUCCAGUGCACGUGGAGUUCAGCAAGCGGUUCAUACCCGAACGUAGCGUGGACGACCGGAUCAAGCGACUGAAGCGCGGCCGGUACGCGAUUCUGUCCAAGUGCCUGUACAAGAAACACUUCAUGGAACUGGAAGAUGUGCCGGUGUCCAUGCUGAACAACCUGCGGACGGGCCGGACGUGCAUGAACCAGUUCUACAUCGGGUUCGGGUUCGCCAAGCAGUCGCCUUACGUGAAACCGGCCAACCUGGUCAUCCAGCGGAUUUUCGAGAGUGGGCUGAUCGACUAUUGGCUGAGCCGGGUGACCGAGGUCCGCAUGUCGCCAGCCACGUUCGAGCAGGUGUACGAGAUAAAGCCUCGCAGGGGCAGUAACCCGUCGCCGCUUAGCUACAAACAGUUCAAAGUCGUCAUGGUCGUAUGGAUUGUCGGAUGCGCGCUGUCGACGGCCGUGUUUGCCGUCGAACGUCGGUACGGUCGUGGAGGCGCGAACCGAUCGCGCCGCGUUUAAUUGCUGUAUACUGUAUAUAGUCAGAAUAGUCACCCACAUUAAAUUAAUAUAUUUCGGAUUAAAACUUAAAAGCACAUUAGUACUAUUCACGCUUAUAUCAAGUGUUAAGCCGGGUUCUCAUCGUGACUAGAGUAUUUGAUCACAUAUACGAACAAUAAUUUGGGGGAGGGAUCUGGGAUUGGAUGGGGCUCAAAAAUUGUGUCCCCAAAUGUAGAAUACAAUUUUUGCUUAUGUACUCGCGAAGUCGCGAAUAUAAUAUAUUUCACGAGAAGAUGACGAAUAACAAAUACUGUGUAUGGAAAACGGAGGAGGAUUCGAAACAUUUAUGUUAAACAUGUAUGUAUGGCACAGUCCAUAUUUUUUGUAAAUUUUGCUACUACACGCCACUUAACCAUUUUUUUUUAGCAUAACUAGACAAAUAUAUUUUAAGGGUUGUAACUUUACUAGUAAACAUAAACUUUCUUUUGUCUGUUUUUCAUUUGUUACUGCACACAAAAAUAGGGACUGGUAUAUGACAUACUUAAAACUAUUGUGCGCCGGUUGUAGUUGAAGCAGUGGCGUAGCUAUCAUCGGGCAAAGCAGGGCAGUGCCCUGGGGCCCCUAGAUCUUAGGGGCCCUCAGAGCUCUUGGUAAGUUUUAAAAAUACAUCCGUAAAAUAAUUGAAAUAAAAUUGAAAAAAGGGUUGGAUAUUUUUAAUAUGAUAAUUGAAUAUUAGAAGUUUAAUAUGAACAUUAUGAACAUUAUGAACAUUGUAUACCUAUAAAUACACAGAAUAUGCAAUAAUCGGUGCUCGUAAAAGAUUAUAAAUUUGAUUUGAUAGCCUUUAUUUUAUUUUAUUUGAUUAGAUAGAAUUAAUAAAUUAAUAAUGAUAAAAUGUUAAUAUUUAAAAUUUGUUUUAGUAAUUAAAUGGAUUUCCUUUUUAUUUUGAGUAUCAAUUUAUUAUCUGUUUAUUAUUUUCAUUAAUGGUUUUAUGGAGGUAUUUAUAUUUUAAACAGCAAUAUAACGUAUAAUGUGGUUUUUCCUAUAUAUAGAAUUAAGGAGCCUAAUUUAUUAAUUGCCCCGGGGCCCAUUCCCAUCAUGUUACGCCACUGAGUUGAAGAUUUAUUUUUAUAUUUUGAUCAUACAUGCGUUAAUGGUAAAUUUCACUCAGGUAGACCAUGUUAUUGUGUCGAAAUAGUUAAACAUUUUAGUAUCGUCGCAUCACUUCGUUAUUUCCUCCUACGCCUGUAUAUUAACUUCGAGAGUGGUAAAUUGGUUUCCCUGCAACGUCAAACGAUAAAACAGCAUGGUGUUAUAACCACAUUGCAUCUUGACACUUUAUUAAAUCCAGACCGGUAGUUGACGCUAAAUGUGCGUCUAAAUUAGAUCACCCAGAUGCUCCAGGGAAACCGUCGUACCUUUAAAUUGAUAAGGAUUAGUAUUUUUCAACAGGAUGUCAGCAGUAUAUUUGUUUUCAUUUCCAAAUAGUUUAUUAUGAUUUUUGAGAAAUCUUAGAGUGAAAUCAUAUAUUUUAAAAAUUGUAGAGAAUAAUAUUUUUGAGCAAGGGUUCUUACAAAAUAUAUUUUAUUGUUAUUUAAUUGUUUAUUCAACUUUAAAUAUAAAAUUGAAAACUGUAAAUUCAAAUGAAUAUUACAUUGUUUUAAGACAAUAUAUUUAAACGAAUAUAGAUAUGCCAUAAAUCUUCAAAAAUAUUGUUCUGUAUUUUUUUUAAUAAAUGAUUUUACUUCAUGUUUAUUAAAAACUUUUUAAAAAAAUGACGAUGAAAAAUAAAUGAUUUGUAAAUGGUCUAAUGAGCGAAAUGUCCAACAGUGGCUCCUGACAUUAAAUAGAAGGUCUGAAGAGAGGUGCAUUCAUUUUACUAAAAUUAUUUUAUAAAUGUUUUAAAAAUAUUAUUGUAUUUUAUUUAUUCAAUAUUAUAUAAUUAUUUUAAAAUUAUUAUUUUUUCACUAAUGACGACCGAUUACACUGAAUUGUGAUUUACUAAAAUAGAUGCGUAAAUGCGUUAAAUCGUCAUGUAUCUGCUAUAUUUAUUUAUUAAUAAAACAAAUCAAUUGACAAUUUGUAGGAAGUAAGCAAAUAUAUUAUAUAAUAAGUAAGUUAUCUUAGAUAACUAUUGAACUAUAAAAUGUAUACGUAAUAUUAUUAUUAUAUUAAGUCCUAUUAUACAUUUAUAAAUUAUAUGCCAGAUGUCUUAUUAAGUACAUGUAUAUCCGUUGCAAACCGACCUGUUCGUUUACGGCGUAUUAUGCAUAGUGCGUAGUUUAUCACGUAGUUCUAUGUUAUAUUGUAACAGCAUACAAGUAAUAAAUGCACAAUUUUAAAUACCUAGUAAAUAUAUCUUAAAAAUGACAUUUAA